Molecule: messenger RNA, 1522 nt
Organism: Hibiscus syriacus
Lineage: Eukaryota; Viridiplantae; Streptophyta; Magnoliopsida; Malvales; Malvaceae
Product: alpha-taxilin-like
Exons: 12
Coding region: 96-1367 (423 amino acids)
Molecular function (GO): syntaxin binding
Source: RefSeq, a predicted model, not a curated record
CUUAAAAAAAAAAGUGAACGAACAAAGGCGAAGAUCAUCCGAACCAGCAAAGCUUGAAGGAUUUUUCAUUCCUUUCUUCAUCAUCAUAUCCGAAAAUGGAAAACCCAGAGGCAAAUCAACUUCCUGAAGUGGAUUCGUUGCCUGAUGGUUUUGUUGAGAGUCCUUCAGAUCCUUUGGCUCCUAAAACUCCAGUUUUGGAACAGGAAAAACCUUCGGAACCUGAUUAUAAAGAAGAUGGCUUAGUUGCCAAUGAAUUUGGAGCAAGAAAGGGCCUGAAGCAAAGAACUUUUCCUGUUCCAUUGUCUGAAGUUGAUACUUUUGAUAGUUAUUUGGAUUCUGUUGACGGUAAAUUAGUCGGUCACGUGGCGCCCAGCCGUUCCAUUCCUGAGGCUGCAAAGGUUGAGGCGACAGAAUUCAGUGAGAUGAAAGGAGAACUUAAAGGGGAGUCCCAAACUACAGUAAGAUGUGAAGGAGGAUCAGAAACUAAAUCUACUAACUUGAAGGAAACAUAUUCAUCGGAGAGUGUGGAUUCUGCGAAGAACAAAAAAACAGAAACCAUCGAAACCAAACGCAAGAAUGCAAAACGUACAUUAAAAUCUGAAAAGGAAUUUCUCGAGUUCUCUUUCACAUAUCAACAAGUUCUCGCAGAAAGAGAUUCAGCUAUUGCUGUCCGAGAUAAACUUGAAUCACUUUGUAGGGAGUUACAACGGCAAAACAAAAUGUUAAUGGAUGAAUGCAAACGGGUAUCAACAGAAGGGCAAGAUAUAAGAUUAGAUUUAUCAGCGAGGUUCCAUAAUGCGAUCAAGGAUGUGACCAAUAAGAUGGAAGAGCAGAAGAAUGAGUGUCUAUCUCAAUUGAAGGAGAAUGAGAUGUUAAGAGAGAAGUUGAAGCAGUUUGCCGAUCAAUAUGCUCUCUCUGAACAACAUUUUGAACAAAAGCUAAAGCAGAAAACACUAGAACUAGAGCUUGCUGAUCUAAAAAUUAAACAACAUGAAGAGAAAUUGGUUCAAGAAAAAACGCAGAUGAAAGUAUAUGCAGAGCAAGUGUCACAGUUAUUGGCAACUGAAAAGAACUUGCGCACUCAGUUGACAGCCGAUGGAGAAAAAUUCCAACAGUUUCAGGAUGCCUUGAUAAAGAGCAAUGAGGUAUUUGAAACAUUUAAGCAAGAGAUUGAAAAGAUGGGAAAAUCAAUCAAGGAACUGAAGAAGGAAAAUGUAUUCUUGAAGAGCAAAUGCGACAAAUCCGAUGUUACUCUCAUAGAACUUGUGGAGGAGCGCGAGCUAUUGAAGAAACAAUUGGAUAAGACAAGGAACCAGAAAGAAAAGCUCGAAUCAUUGUGCCGAUCCCUUCAAGCAGAGAGGAAGUAAAGCUCCUCCGGAGGCAACAGCCUUGAUUCCAUGACAAUUUGAAUGCAAACAUGUUAUUUAACCGAAUAUGAAUGCAUGUCUUAUUAUUAUUAUUAUGGUUUAAAUUGUCAUCUUUCCUGUUCAUCAAGAAAAGGAAAUCGAUAUCGUUCUCUUAC